Diachasmimorpha longicaudata is the source of this 3458-nucleotide messenger RNA. RefSeq lists its product as uncharacterized. Bases 261 to 2168 code for a protein of 635 amino acids. The transcript has 2 exons. Lineage: Eukaryota; Metazoa; Arthropoda; Insecta; Hymenoptera; Braconidae. The record is from RefSeq and is a predicted model, not a curated record.
CAGUCUCCGGAAAGAAUGGAUCUCUGCGCAGAUAGAGUACAGACCCCCGAGAAGGGUUGUGAACUCUGGGCAUCGUUCGCAGAGAUUCGAAACGAGAUGUACUUUGAGGUAGUCCUCCAACUGCCUAAGAACCAAAGACCCAUUCUUCUCUGGUUGCCAACGCCGAUGUCGAGGAUAAGAGCUGCAUCAAAGGCCCUCAUUACAAUUUACUGGAUGAGAUUCUCGCAGCGAGAGACACUAGAGCGGAGAGUAAACUUCUUAUGAAGACGCUGAAUGAAGCUAAGGUGAACUACUUGCGGGUGACUGCGAAUACCCGGGAGAAGCAAAGGAGAAUUGGGGAGAUUGAGAAGAAGACAUUGGCGUUCAGACUAGAUAGGGAUAGUGAGUUGGCUCAGCAGAAGAUCAUUAAUAAUGUCCUGAAGGAGAGGCUGGACAUGGCGAUUAAUGAAGAGGAGAAACUGAUGUACCAUGAGAAGUACUACGAACGUUAUCAGAAUGAAAUGGGCGCAAAAUUAGGGCAUGUGGAAGAUGGGAAGGAGGAAAAAUUGAUGGGAGCAGAAGUUGAUCCUCCUUCAGGAGUAAAUACUUUUGAUGAAGGAAAAGGGUUAUCUGGAGUGAGUCCAGAGGUGGAUCUCCCCGGGGGGAACGUCAAUCCGCAAACUGAAUCAGAGGAAAUGAAGGCGAUACCAACUGACGUUCAGGUGCCUCUGACUUCCCCGACAGUCCCUCGUGCAGGUUCUUGGGAUGAAAGUGCGGAAAACAGACGCUCUGGUGGUGAGACUGGGGAGAUAGAUGGAACGAUACAGCAGAGGAUCAUUGAGAGACCCUUCAAGGAACUCAACUUAGUUAGUGAGAAGGAGAGACUAGAGAGGCAAGAGGAAGUCCAGCAGAUGUUUGGGAAUUUAGAGGAUGUAGAGCCUGAAGGGGUGGAACAAUCGAUGGAGUCAGGAAUUGAUGUUCAUUCUCAAGUACAUGGUCCUGAUGGGGAAGAAAUGAUUUCUAGGGCAUCUUCAGUUGCUGGUGUUCCUGAGGGAAAAAUCGAAUCUCAGACUGAAUUAAGGAGAAUGGAAAUUCCAACUGAGGAUCAGGCGUCUUUGAAUUCCCAGACGCAAUUUAGUGCAAGUUCCUUCGAUGAAGGAGUGAUGAGCAGUUACUCUGAGAGUGAAGUGGUAGAUAGCUUUAGAGGGAAUCAAAUUUCGUGUUUUAAAGAUUCAGCUGUUCCUCCGUCAGUCCUAGAGGCUGAGGGCGGUUUUGCAAAAGGGGUUGGCAUGGUUACACCUAAAGUUCCUCCUUCAGAUCUUCAUCGUCCAACUGAUGACGAUCAGAUUAAUAUGGCUUGCGAGAAGACUGUGUUGUCUUUGAAAUCGCCCCUUAGUUUUGAAGAUUGGUCUGAUGAUGGCAGUGAAGAGCAGAAUAUUGUACAAACCUUGUCUCUGUGUUCAUCAGGAACUUAUGAAAUCCCUUCAGUACAACAGACUUCUCUGAUUGCAUGUUCGGACACCAAAAUGCAGGCCCCUGAAUCACAAAUCAGUCAAUCAUUUGAAAGAGGAGCUUCUCAUGAAGGGCGUAAUCUUGAAACCCAACUCGUGUCUGAAAUUAACGAUCGUCGUGCACCUAUACCACGAAUGUCAUUCGCUGACGACAACUACAGUACAAUUCUUCCAGGGUCUCAACCUAUGCCUGUUGGAUCAGUUGGGUACCCUGAACCUGGAAAAUCUCCAAGAGAUGACAUUCUUAUUACAACUCAGCAAAUUUUGGAAUCGUCGAGUGAUGGAACUUCAACGGCCGUCGAGAUGGCUUCCACCAGCAUUAAUGUCGUUCUGCAGGAAAAAGAGGACAUUGAGGGUGAGAAAAGUCAGGAGCCUCCGUCAUUAGAGUCCAGAGACCAGUAUUCAGACAAUGAUCUGGUGUUUGAAGCUGCUGGACCCUCAGAGCCCCGGGUGAAGGUCUCUGAAUCAACAAUAAAUGAUUUGAACGAAUAUGAAUCUAUCCACGUUCAUUCUCCCGGCUCAGAGGCGUCAACGGAGGUUCCUGAAUUAAGAAUAAUUGAUUCAGAUGAUCUUGAAGCGAGUAAAGCACAACCUCCAGACAGUCCUUCUGCAUCUCAUCCUUUGGGAUCCCUAGAGCCUGAAAUGGAAGUGUGUGCAUGGAAGCUUCAAUUCCCCUAAUUUACAACUAGAAUUAUUUCUUCGAAAUUAACAUUUUUAAGAAGCAAUUUGUCUAAAACAAACAAUCGAAUUAAUUAAUGAUAUUCUUGAUGAUUAUUUAAUGAUAUUCUUUUGUUAUUCGACAAUAUCUACAUAAAUUUAAACAAUUCCCAAACGUAGUGAAAAGUCAAUUUAAUUUUCUUGCGGAUCACGGCAGAAUGAAGAAAACAAAAGAUCACUUUUGCAAUAUUUUAUUCAUUUAAAAAAUAACAUAAAAAUUUAGUGUCACGUAAAUUAGAUUUUUAGUCUAAUAAAUGGUGGGGAAAAGACUGCUUGGCGAGUGAUUAAAGGAGUUUCGAGGUUUUAUUAUGGUCAUUAGUCCCUCAAAAGAAUCCUAUUUUUCGUAGAUAAGCCCCUCGUCUCACUCCUAGUGGGGUAUACCCCUUCCGGACCCACAAUUGUCAGUCUACAAAAACAUUAAAACAAUGGAGAUUAACCAACGAGGAAAAAAGAGUGAUUUUUGAGAGAAAAAUUACUAAACAUUAGAAAAAUAGGAAGUUUUUGAAAACUAGAGGACAUCGUUACAGUUAACUAAUAAUAGUAAUAAUAUUUAUUCAAUAAUUGAAUUCGAAUCAUCUAAUAAUUUGGUUCGUAGUAGACCAACAAUAAACUGCCGGAAAUUAGUCAUAAAUUACCACUCCAAGGGAGUCGUUAAUUUUUUCGGAAUAGUUUACUAUAUUUACCGGUUAAAACGACCUUGUUCAAUGGGCAUCAUCAGGUCACUUCCAAUUCCCCAGCUUAAUACCCGAGAGAUUUCCGGGAGAGCGCCGACAAUACCUGAAUCCUCACAUUAAGUGUUUAGGAUAUAGACAAUUAUCGUGUAUCAUAAAACUGUCAUUAGUACCCGAUCAAUUAGUAAAUCGACCAACUGCUGAUGUCCUAAUGAGGUGUCCACGGAAUUAGCAAAUACCUUUUUCUGAGACGUUGGGUUUUAAAAUGAUAUAAUUUGGAUUAAUUCAAUAUCCUUUCAAAGUUAUAAAAAAAAUAUAUAAAACAUAUAUGCGAGAUAUAUAUUUUAUAUAUAAUUUUUAUAUGAACUGGACCAUCUCGAAAUAUUUUGCAAAAUAUAUAUUUAAAUAUGAAUUAUUCAGAGUGGGAGGCAAAUAACACAACUCCAACUGGUUCACAUUCUUUUAUAAUUUUACUUGUCACUAUAAUAUCAUCAAAUUCUCAAAGUGCAACGGGAACAAAUGUAUUUCUGUACGUAGAAACAAACCUUCGACAAAUACUUCAAAAUUUUGUGUUUAAAAA